AUGUCAGAUGAAUUUGAAAAUUUGGAUUAUAAUGAAAAUCAUUCUACUGAACCGGAAACUCACACUCUUGAAGAUGAAGAUCAUCUCAAUACAAUGAAUCACACUUCUGAAGAUUAUGAAAAUGAUGAAUUUUUGGAUGAUAUCAUUGAGAAUAAACAUCGUGAUCAAGAUGAAAAUUUGGAUCAUCAGUAUGAUGACCUAACUUCCGAAGACUUUCGUUUUAAUACAGAAGAUAGUAACUACUAA
Schistosoma turkestanicum is the source of this 246-nucleotide messenger RNA. The record is from the annotation of a GenBank genome assembly. Lineage: Eukaryota; Metazoa; Platyhelminthes; Trematoda; Strigeidida; Schistosomatidae.